Messenger RNA from Spodoptera frugiperda (fall armyworm), 6284 nucleotides. RefSeq names its product vacuole membrane protein 1 (gene Tango5). The transcript has 10 exons. NCBI's taxonomy places the organism in Eukaryota, Metazoa, Arthropoda, Insecta, Lepidoptera, Noctuidae. The coding region runs from base 241 to 1620 and encodes 459 amino acids. The record is from RefSeq and is a predicted model, not a curated record.
UUCUAUAGUAUUGGCAACAAUUUUAUAUACUUCAACAUUUUGCUUUUCACUGAAGGAUACUGUGUGAAGAAAAUAUUGUUUUACUUGAAAUAAAUACAAAUUGAAUGAAAUAAAGACUAAGAAUCGUUAACCUAACCGUUCUUGAAUAACUGCGAAUGCAAGAAGACACGGGAUUACAUUAAAGUGUAGAAGACACAGAACAAAAUAUAAUUAAACGGGAAUUAAUUAUAAAUAGCAAAUAUGGUGGGCACAAGACGUGCUCGUAAUAAUGCCAAUGCAGUGGUCAUACCACGUCAGAACUCUGUGUCUGACAAUGGAAGGGCACGUCAGAACCUUAGCCCUGAGGCAUUAGCAGCUAUGAAUAAGGAACAGCUCCGGGCAGAAUGCAGGAAACGGGGUCAGCGGGCCACAGGCAACAAAAAUGAGCUGCUCGCCCGUCUCGGGUACUACAAGCUGGCGGCCGCAGUACAGGCGGACACUGAGCAGCGCCCGCGCAACGGACUACAUCAUCCACAUCCUAAGGAGAUCAGUAGAAACAAGACCCCGACAAUGGACAGUGACAGCCUGGUGCUAUGGCGGCGGCCGCUCACCACGCUGGAGUACUUCUUCAAGGAACUCUUCAUACUCAUCUCCACGGGGUUACAGAGGUUAUUAGCGUACAAACUGUUGGCACUGACGAUAUUUGUAGCAAUAUUAGGAACAGUUGUAUCUUAUUAUGUUAGCGGACCACACCAGCCUUAUGUACAGGUGGUAGUAGCGACGCUGGCGUGGUGGGGUUGGUGGGUGGUGCUGGGCGUGUGCAGCUCGGUGGGGCUGGGCACGGGGCUGCACACGUUCCUGCUGUACCUGGGCCCGCACAUCGCCAGGGUCACGCUGGCCGCCUACGAGUGUGGGGCGCUCAACUUCCCUGAACCGCCUUAUCCUAAUGACAUAAUAUGUCCGGCGCAAAUCGACCCGAACAACGCGGUGUCGAUAUGGAACAUAAUGUCGAAGGUGCGCAUCGAGUCCAUGAUGUGGGGUAUCGGCACGGCGCUGGGCGAGCUGCCGCCCUACUUCAUGGCGCGCGCCGCCCGCCUCUCGGGUGGGGGCGUCGCUGAACUCGCUGCUAAUGAUGACUCCAGGACUGGCAGAGCAAAAAUAAUGGUGCAGAAACUAGUCCAGAAAGUAGGUUUCGCGGGUAUCCUGGCGUGUGCGUCGGUGCCGAACCCACUGUUCGACCUGGCCGGGCUCACCUGUGGACACUUCCUCGUCCCCUUCUGGACCUUCUUCGGAGCCACCGUGCUGGGCAAGGCCGUCAUCAAGAUGCACAUACAGAAGAUGUUUGUUAUCAUCGCUUUUAACGAGACUUUGGUUGGCCAAGUCCUUUCCUGGGUAGAAAGGAUACCAUACAUCGGGCCCAAGCUAGAAGCUCCGCUAUUGGAGUUCCUUCGCAACCAGAAAGCAAGAUUACAUAAAAACGACUCCGCGGCGCCCAUAGAGAACCAGGGCUCAGUUCUAUCGAGCCUUCUAGAGAAGUUUGUGUUGGCUAUGGUAGUGUACUUCGUGGUGUCUAUAGUGAAUGCGCUAGCGCAGAACUAUAGCAAGCGAGUCGGCAAGAAGAAGGGCAAGAAACGGGAAUAGGGACUGCGGACGCCGGGCGACGCGCUCUGUGCUAUCGCGCGGCGGCGGCCGUCGGAUCGCAUGCGCCGGCGCCGGUAGUAGAGACUCGCGCCUCACGUGGCCAACGUCACACUGCCACCUACCGUUCUCGUGGCGAACUAGUUGUAUUCAAGUAAAUAUAAACAUUAAACUAAGAAUUAUAGAGACUAUACUGAAAAUAUUGGUAAUAUUUCAUUAAGUGACGUCACUUUAAACAUUAAACCUAAUUCUUUAGGUAAUAUCUUCUUUCUCAUAAAAAUUGCCUCAAAAUUGGUCCAUCCGUUCAAGAGUUAUGAUGCUUACUUUUAACAUCUUGAAGGGUGAAGACAAUAUCGUAUUUAUUACUCAUAUGAAAAGUAAUAAAGUAAAGUCGUAUUUGUUGAUUCGUAACUCGAAAACGGCUGCAUAGAUUUUCAUGAAACUUUAUUUAUUAAAUUCAAUUUCUCCCCAAAAUGUAGAAUAACUGAAACUAGACUAAAAUUAUGUCUAGAAAUUACUUAUUUUAAAACAAUUUUCUGAUUGAAGCGUCACCAAAGAGCGCUAUGUUUAUGUGAACGGUAGGUGUUUGCGCAAUAACUAGUUAGUAUAAUUAUAUGUAAUAGGUUAUUGUAUAAGGUGCGUUAAUAUAGUGUUCUACUCUCUCAUACAUAAAUUGAAGUGUUGCUGCCAUUAUGGGCGAGUAUGCAAACGUUGGUUUUAUUCGUUUUACAUUUGUGUCUUGUUUUAAAGCUGAAAAUUAUUUUUAUUGUAAUUAUCGUAAUGAGACAUACUAAAUUAACUAAAAAUCACGGUUUACUUACGUCAUAUUAAUUGAGAAAAGCUCUAUUAGUUAGCUAGCCUACUGUAGGUUACGCAACGUCGCCGUAUCUGCGCACGCUGCUCAUGAUGAAGAGUCCCUCUGUGACUUAAAACUAGUAGAGCUUUUCUCUAUUAAUAAUAAGUGAGUAAACCGUGAUUUUUAGUUAAGUUAUAAAUUGAUUAUAAAUGUUUUCACUUCCUACUUGAGUAAAAUAAGUAAUUCUAGACAGUAAUAUUAGGUAUUUCGUUUUACCUAAGAAACUGAUUGUUUUAUUACUGAUUUUUUGCAAAAAACUUAAUAAAAUUGAUAUAACGUUUGCCUAUUCGAAUAUAAUGGCGGAUUUUAGACAAAUGGUUGCUUUAACAAGAGGCAGUUAUAUUUACUUCAGUUUCGUGUACGGUCAGGCAAAAUAGUAGAUGUUUUAUGAGGGUACUCUUUAUAAGUGGGAGAAGGGGGGAGGUAAAAAAUCUGAAAUGUAACGUAUUUACAAAGAUGUAUUUAUACCACUGUGUAAGAAUAUAGACCUGUCUCAUAUUGUCUAAUAAAAUUGGUCACGGUAAUAAGAAACAUUAAACUAGAGACCGGCCGUUAGACAUUGUAUAACAGUACACUUACUACGAGUUUACUUUACAUUGAACGAAAACGAAACAUGAGCGCGAUUAGCACUCUGAUUGGCCGUCACGAAUGAACCAACCAAUCAGAGUGCCGAACGCGAUCUCGUUUCGAUCGCGUUAAACGUAAAACAAACUCGUAGUAAGCCCUCAGGUCUUAAAAGUAUAGAUACCAUUAUAUUUGUCAUCAACCCCUCCUAUUCUCAUUUCAAUAGUUUGUUUGUACCCCUCAAUACAAGAUAAAGACGUUAUAUUACACUUAUGUAAUAAAUUGUAAGUAAUAAAUAACAGCUAUCGCCCGACCAAUAGCUCUUGCCUUUACGACAAAUGUACAUAAGUAGAGUAUAUAUAAUACUAAACGUAUACAAAGUUUAACAAAAUAAACAUAAAACUACAAAAGUGUUGAUUCCCAACAACUUUUGGAAAUAUAAGAAUACUAGCUUUCACCAGCGGCUUCGCCCGCUUUCCUGGAUGAUAUAAAGUCUUAUGUGUUAUUCGAGUUCAUAAUCUAUCGCUGUUCCAAAUUGCAUGUCGAUACUUUCAGCCGUUUUGAUGUAAAGGUGCAACAAACACACAAAUGAUGCAAACUUUUGCUUUUAUACUAGUUGGAUUUAACAUGUUAAUCGCCGCAAUUACUAUAGGAAAGCAAUAUUCUUUAUCUACUAACUACGCUCUCGUUUCAAACUAAUAGCAAACUCGUAUUAACAUGAACAACAAAAGUUAUCCAAUUUCAUGAUCAGAAUCAGCCCGUGCAACUUAGGUUUAUUUUGUUACACUUUGUAUAUCUCAUAUAAUUAUUAAAAUAUAGAUAUAACACCAGCGUGAGUGACUAGUUUAGGUGCUCAAAUAGUAGCCCAAUACCAAAUAGUUUGGGCUAAAUGACAUUUAAAUGUAACCGGCGUUCGGCCAUCUUUCAUAGACAAGAAUCAGCGACAAGCAUUUGUUUUCAUAGACAAAUUUUAGUAAGACUUUUUAAUUAACAGAGUGGUUUUAGUAAAAAAAUAUAAAAAAGUAAAAUGUAUUGAUUUUGAUUGGUUAAAUUUUCCUAGUUUUUCAAAAAGACAAUCUCAGUUUGUUUUUAAAGCUUAAAAGGUUAACAACAGUUAAAGAAAUACCAAAAUGUAUAUUUAUUAUGAUUUUCAUAUUGUGAUUAUUAUCGAUUCCAAAAAAAAUAUAUAAUUUGGUGCUGUUCCUAAUUUUAAUGUGUUGUCUCCCGUUAUUUUAUUAUUAUUUAAAAAUAAGUUUUAUUUUUACCUAGUCCAAGGUAGAUAUUAUGUUUUACGUUUUUAUUAUUAUUUAUUUCGCUACAUUAUUAUAAUAAACGGUUUUCGCUUUGUAUUUCCGCGAACGGGGUUGAAUUUCAUAUUUCUGAAUACGUUAGUUAUUUGUGAUAGUUUAAUGCUAAUUUCGCAUUAAUAAAGACGCUUUUAAAGUCCUACAAAAUGUCAAGUUUGUCAAACUAUUGUCCGAAUACUCAAACGCUACUCAAUUUUAAGACGCUCUCAAAUGUAGUUCUAUUACUAUCAAUUCUUUAUAAAAUGACAGAGAUAGCACGAUAUUUAAGUGCAACUUAAAAUUGAGUAGCCUUUCAGUAUUCGGGCGUAUGAGGACUUUAUGCGUUACCAACGCCAUCUACGGAUCGCAAAAAUGCAAGCGUCAAUAUUCUAAGUUCUAAUCUAUCCUCCAAAACUUUAGAUAAAUUAAUAUUAAGAUAAUACGGAUGAAAGACAUUUUUGUAUCUCGUGUAUAAAAAAUAUGUUUAUAAUAAUAAUUAAGUAGAUAAAUGAUGUCCAGUAUUAAAAGUAAGGAUUUGUUUUUAAUUAUAAAUAGGAAUGAAUUCAUCGUGUAAGUUUUCAGUGGUUGCAUUCCUUCUAUGUAGACGGUUUUUGAAAAAUUAAAGUUUGAUAUUAAUGUUUUGAAUUUAAAAUUAUAGAGUUUUCCGUUUAUGGAAUGCUAGUUAUUCAUUAAUCUGUCUUACAAUGCAAAGGGCAAAAAUUCUGAGUAAAUAAAUAACACUAUAAAGCUUUAAGUAGACAACAGCGCCCUCUGUAGACAAGAAAUAAUUAGCAUUUCAUAAAGUCUUAUUUAAAGAAACAUGUGGGUAAUUUUAUGAAAUAAUAAUAGAUGUGUGCAAAUCUAUCUAUUGUCUAAUCUCUAUUUGUAGUUUUUUGAAUUAGGUAACUAUAGGUAUCAAAUUCUGCUAAAUGUUUUUUUAGUUUGGUUUAUUUUCACGUAGUUUCACUAUUAGAGUAGGUAUUGGUUUGUGUGUCUCACUGCAUAUUAAAAUGUUACCUAUCUUUGAAUUAAAAUUACUUUGACUUAAAAAUCUCUAUAAAUUCUUGAGUUGAAAUCUGUCAAUGACAUUUUCAACCUUAAUUGUACUCCAGUAAAGUUCAAAAUUCAUUAAAGAAAGAUUAAACAGACUAAAAAGCUAAUAGUUCUAUUGGCAAAUUAUGGGCAAGGAACAAAUAUUUGUUUCAAAUCUAGGUGUGAUGUGUAUGUGAAAAUGUUUUAACAAAAAUAAUAGUUCCUGCAAAACGCACAAUGUUACUAGAUAGGUAAAUUAAUUCGCGUUGUUAUAGUAGUUUAAUGAAACUAUCCAAACAUGGUGCCAAAUAACAUAACUGUUUUAUUAAAAGCUACAUUUUAUGUACUUUGAUUGGCAUUCUCACUCACAUAGUUGUUAGCAGAAUUUGAACCUAAACUAAACUCUAGUGACAUUCAUUUAAAGUUCAUUAUUGAUUAUUUUAUACUCUACAUUCUGUUCUAAGUAUGCUUUAUGCUACAUUCCACGUUAUUCUAGUUUCGUUUUAACUUUUUAAAGCAAAAUUUGAUUUUGUAAACUUCCUGGCUAUUUCUUCUUUACAUAAAUUGGCUGCAAACAGGGUAGGCUUCAUGCCGCUUUUCAAUUAUGUAAAAUAACAAAAUUAUAAAGAAAAUUAAAUUCUAUAUAAAAAGUUAUUAAACCUCUUUAGUGAUACAUAUCACUGCCAUAGACAAGUUUGCGGUGUUGCAAAUGUAAAAAAAAAUGUGUUUUUUUCUAUCAGUUAUUACCAAACAGGAUUGUUUAAUGAGUUUAUUGUAUGUUUUGUCCUAAUAUUGUAUAUAAAGAGAAUGUAUUCGUAUAUAUCGUAGUUUGUACAGUCAUGUGGAGUGGUACAUUAGUACAAAAUAUUGCUUAUUUUUUUGUAAGUUUGAGGUUUCAUACUCACAAAGCAAUAAAUGAAUGUUCACGA